Beauveria bassiana ARSEF 2860 is the source of this 1392-nucleotide messenger RNA. Its product is annotated as Nuf2 family protein. Gene Ontology annotation, molecular function: protein-containing complex binding. Lineage: Eukaryota; Fungi; Ascomycota; Sordariomycetes; Hypocreales; Cordycipitaceae. The record is from RefSeq and is a predicted model, not a curated record. Bases 1 to 1392 code for a protein of 463 amino acids. The transcript has a single exon. Gene Ontology annotation, biological process: mitotic spindle organization; attachment of mitotic spindle microtubules to kinetochore; kinetochore organization. Gene Ontology annotation, cellular component: kinetochore; Ndc80 complex.
AUGGCGUACAACAGGAUGAGCAUCAUACCUCAGCAGCAACAGCAGCAGUCGCGGUCGCGCAAAAAAGAAGACGACCCCCUCGCGUAUAUGCGCUUGCCCGACAGCGAAAUUGUAGCCUGCAUCACUGAAAUCGGCAUCAACUUUAGCGUCGCCGACCUCCAGAAACCGAAUCCCGCCCACGUCCAGCAGAUUCUCGAAUGGUUCGCCGAGCUGCUCCUCAAUGCCACGCGCGAGACAAUCGACCCGGCCAUGCGCGCCGCCGCCGAAGACGUCUGCGGCGAGUUUGCCGACGUCAUCCCCCCGGACACGCGUAACCUCAUGGGCUUUUACGUGUCGCUGCGCCGUCUUCUCAACGAAUGCUUAAUUACCGAUUUUUCCUUCAAUGAUCUCUACAAGCCGACGCACGAGCGGCUCGUCAAGAUCUUUAGCUACCUCAUCAACUUUGUGCGCUUCCGCGAGUCGCAGACGUCGGUGGUGGACGAGCACUACAACAAAUCCGAGGGCAUCAAGACGCGCAUCGAGUCGCUGUAUGCGGAAAAUCAGGAAAAGGAAGACCGGCUCGAGGAGAUGCGACACAACCGCAAAGUCAUGGAGGCGCAGGUCGCCGAGAAGACGGCGCGCAACGAGGAGCUCAAGCAGCGGCUGCUCGAGCUGCGCCGGAACCAGGAGCGCGUGGCGGCGCGUCUCGACGAGGCCAAACAGCGCAAGACGGAGCUGACGGGUGUCCUGGAGCAAAAGACGCAGGAGAAGCUGACAUUGCGGCACGAGAGCGCCAAGCUGCGCCCCUAUGUGCUACAGAGUCCCGCCUCGCUGCAGGACCACCUGGCCGAGCUGCGCGAGAUUCUCAACAACGACAAGACGCACAUUGACGCGCUGGACCGGCGAGCGCGCGCGCUGCAGACAUCGUCGGACUCGUUUAGCGCCGUGUCGCUCGACGUCGAGGCGUGCAUCAAGAUUCUCGAGGAGAUUGCGGCGGAGCUGGCCAGGGAGGACGAGGAGCUGGCGCGCCAGGCCAAGCAAAAGGAGGCCCUCACGGAGCGCGGCAACAACGCGCGCGAGGUGGACCGCACAGAGGCCAUGCUGAAGCGGCAGCUGGAGAAGUGGAACGACCGCACCGAGCGCCUGCGCGAGCAGGCCAAGCACAAGGCGGCCGAGGCGCGCGAGCGCGUGCACGAGCUGCGCGCGGUGCACGCCAAGCUGACCGAGGAGCAGGCGGACAAGAGCAAGGAGAUGGCGAUUCGGCGCGUGCGCAUCGAGCAAAAAGAAAAGGAGAUGUUGGAUCUCAAGGAGGCCAUUGAGAAGGAGGUGCAUGCCGCCCAUGAUGAGUACCUCAAGAUGGAGUCGCACAUUAAGCUGUACAUGACGGAGAUGGAACAGGCCAUUAUGCUAUGA